UCGGGGACUCACAGGCUGAUAGCACUAGCACAGGCUACAUUACAAGGAGGAGGCAGCUGGUGAAUAAGAGCAGAGUGUGAGAGAGACUACACCGGACUAAAACAAAAGAAAGAACGGGAUGGAGUAAAGCAGGACAGCGCUGAGUCGCUCGGUUUCUCUCAGUCAUCUGACGCCUGCUGAAACACUUUGUUUCGAGUGAUUUCGUGCUUUGGUGACUAAUAUAAAACAAUUGAAAAUGCGCCUGGCAGUUUGAACUGUGAUGGGGAGAGACUCUGUCGUUGUAAGUGUGUAUAUCGUUCGUCCCGGCUGUCUGUGUCGAUUCCUUCACGUUUAAACUUCACCGAUAUGCUGUGCUGAAUGGUUUCGCGAGGAUAUACGUUUGAAAACAACAGCUGAAGCGAAUCCGCGUCAGCUAGCUCGCUAGCGAGUGUUAACUAGCAUUGACAUUAGCCUGCUCCUCAUGGUGGACAUUUAAAUACACCUCAAAUGUAAUCAUCCUGGCUGUUAUCGGAAAGUGUUGGUUUUAUGUGGAAAUUACUCGAGCGGCAUCAAGUUGCUUCUCAAAAAGAGCUUGCUCUCUUGAGCUGCGUCUAUAACUUUAUUGGAGACCAUCCUCUAGAAAUGAAUCACCACGACCGAUCCGGGGACUCCGGCAGCGCCCGAAAAAUGGUUCACCCCAUGAUUUUACCCAAACGGGAGAGUAGCUGCAGCUCGGUGGUUGGAUCCUCUACAUUGACAACUUCUGGAAGCACCAGCCUUAAUAGCAACAACUUGAUGCUGGGGGAUGAUUAUUCAUCUCCGGUGCUGAUUCAGUCUCAAACGCCAGCUGCAUCCUCGCUUGGGUCCCAGAACCCUCCCCAGAGCCUGAAUAUCCCCGUGCAGGCCACCCUGUUACCCCAAGCUCUGCCUGUCACAGUGGCGCAGAUGAAGAAGAAGAGUGGCUUUCAGAUCACCAGUGUUACUCCCGCUCAGACAUCUGUCAGCACCAACAACAACAUUGCAGAGGACACUGAGAGCUGUGAUGACUUGGACGAGUCCCACACCGAAGACCUUUCGUCCUCUGAGAUCAUGGAUGUGUCUCUUUCACGGGCCAACGAUGCGGGGGGACCGGAAAGGAGCUCCUCGGAGGAGACGCUGAAUAACUUCCAUGAGGCGGAGACCCCGGGGGCCGUGUCGCCCAACCAGCCUCCCGUUCUCACCCAAGCACACAUGCACGGCUCUAUGGUUAAUGGGACUGUUCACCAUCAACACCAUAAUCCUGCUUCAUCUGGAAAAGCCCAUUUUGCUGGUGGGACCCAGAUUGGUAUACCUUUGGGUGCCGCAGUCACAUCUGCGGUGACCUCAAGUUCUGGAGCUUUAGCUAGCACAGGCCAGAAAAUGCUUUCAAAUGUGGUAGGAUUGAUUGAGCACGCCUCUGUUGGCUCAACUGCUGUCAUCGGUCAGCCUUUGGCUUCUGUGGCCUCAGGAACUGGAAUGAUCUCUGUGACUUCAGGUGCCACAGUUAGUACUGGUAAACCUAUAACGAAUAAUGUUUCUAUGUUAAAUUCAGCCAGUGUGCCUGCUGUGGGUGGCAAGAGUACCAAUAGUAGCAAUGUAAACUACUCCCCUGCUUUGAAUAGUAUUAGUAACCAAACUGUAAACUUGUCACACGUUCCUAGUGGAAUAAUUGGCAUGGGCGUCACUGCUGCUACCACUGUUUUGGGUGGUGUUGCUUCAACAGGUGGAGGGCAGGUGGGCCCAGCUGUCAUGGGCCAGCACACAAUGCCUGCUCCCUCUGUCCCGUCGAUGAACGCUCUGCCUCAACAGGCUCAAGUGCCUACUCCAGCCUCCACCAGCUCACGUUUUAGAGUGGUCAAAUUGGACUCUACCUCUGAGCCUUUUAAGAAGGGUCGGUGGACUUGCACCGAGUAUUACGACAAAGAGACCCCGAGCACGGCGACCUCUGAAAACGCCCCCAGCACCCGAACAGUGGAAAGCAUCCGCCAGUUUGUGCCUGAGAGUGCGUCCUGCCCAGACCGUGAGAGUGUCAGCAGCACGGCUAGCCAUUAUACUGAAAGUCUGGGGAGUGGGGAGACGGGUGGCCCCUCAGCUGUGAAGCAGAUGUUCCAGCAGCCCGCUGCUCAGAAGCACGACUACUCAUCUUCCCAUAAUGUGUCUAUGAGUCAGAUGCAACCCCAAGAUGUUCAUGCACAGAUUAAGACUAGUGCAGUUGCUCCGAUGCCGGCGAGCAUACAGCCGCAGAAGCCGCCGGCAACUAUGGGAGGACUACAUACCACAGUCGGACAUUCGACUGCAGCCGUGCCCCCUCAUAUGCCCAAACUGACAUAUGCCCAGGCAGCACAAUCCCCCCCUGCUCAAACCCUGCCUGUGGUGACCCAGCAGCAGAUGGGCUACCCGCCCGCACAGCAUCCGGCUGCACCGGCCCAGGUUACGCCGGCACACAUUAACCCCUUAAGCCAUGGAGGCAGCCUGCCACAUGACUUCCCUCAUUCGAAGCAGAUCAUGAACACUGUGCCACCUGGGUCAACACAAACACUUCCCCACAUGUCUGCCUCCAUCCCUCCAGCUUCGCAGCAGCCCGUGGGCACUAUGCAACCCCCUGCUGCUCAACCGCUUCUGCAAGGGCUCCUGCAGCCACAACAGACACCUGCCCCUCAGAUGGUCCAGGUCGUGCCGCAGCUAGUGCAGUCCACCGGUCUCAUACAGCAGACCCAGGGGCAGCAGCUCGCCCCUCAACCCUCCAUGGAGCAGCAGUCACAGCUCAGCAGUCAAGGCCGUGGGACCCAAUUUGUGACCUCAACAAACAUGCCUCCUAAUCUUCAGAGUGAUCCCCAGUCCAGUUUGAUUCAGAAUGGCUCAAAGGAACCCGGGCCGCAGCCUGCGGUGAGCACCCUGUCCUCUGUGAUGCCCACCCUGCAGGAGGAGGCCCAGCUCCUGUUACAGCACUCUGCUCUGCUCACACAACCCAAGACGAGCGGUGCUGAAGCUGCCUCCCAGACCGGCACCUCCCGUGGUCCUGAGGGGAGCGGUGGAGUCAAUGCCUUAACUGCCUCGGCCAGCCUGCUGAAGAGCUUACCUGUGGAUGGAGAAGAAGAUGGCUCGUCGGGUGCCAGUGUUGUGGCCAUAGACAACAAAAUCGAACAAGCGAUGGAUCUGGUGAAGAGUCACCUGAUGUACGCAGUCCGUGAAGAGGUGGAGGUGUUGAAGGAACAGAUUAAGGAGCUGAUUGAGAGGAACUCUCAGCUGGAGCAGGAGAACAACCUGCUGAAGAACCUGGCCAGUCCGGAGCAGCUCGCACAGUUCCAGGCACAGGUCCAGAACGGCUCUCCUCCGCCGCCGUCCUCCACGCAGACUCCUGUCCCGCCAGCCCAACUCGCAGCACAGACCUCCGGCCCGUCCGCAUAGCACCCGAUGACUGGUCCUCUUACGGGCCGAAGCUUCUGAACAAACAUGCCUCCCUCACAUGUUAGACUGACGAAAUGUGCACACCUUUCAAAACUUGACAAUGUCAUACUGAGGUGAUUUUACACGCCAGUGACAAUCCAGUUGGCUGAGGUGGGACGUUGCCAAAAUCCACGGAAUGUAAUGGUCAGGAAAACGAUCCUGGAGGACGCCAUAUAAAGAAUCAAUGUGCCUGUGUCUAAACUCCCGCUGGUUUUCGGCCUAGUGUCUCCCUUCCCUUUGUAGUGUACAUGCUGACAGCGGUCUUUUAAGAUCGCGAGCUUCUAAUAAAGCAAGCACUUUUAUGGUGACGAAUGUGAUGGGACUUUGAAGAGCUGCCGAUCUGUGCCCCAGCUGGCAUGGGGACGGCAGACACAUUGACUUCCACAGCUACAUUGGUGUAAUCAUGAUACUUUUUGUUUUUUGGAAGCAAGUAAACGAGGAGGGUUGAUGCUUCAGAUCCUCAUUCGUUCUCCGUGCAGUGAGAAUGACGGAUGAGUUGAAUUGUGAGGCGGACCGGCUGUAUAUUAUUGUAUGAUUAGUGUAAGUAUUUUGUAAAAUUGCAAUAUCAUGUGAAGCGGCUAAAGAGACACUAUAUAGGUUGUACAGAUUUAAGGUAGUUGGCUUACCCAGGAGACGACAUCAUCCUCUUUUUUUUUUUUUUUUUUUUUUUUAUGCUGUUAAGCAGGAUCGUUCUUUCAAUAUUUAUCUGACAGAUGGAAACUACUCAUCUAAUGCCUACUGUACACUACUUUGUUCCCUUGAGAUGAUUUUGAAGUAUUACACCCAUGUGAUUUCUGUUUUCAGUUUGGACAGUGAAGUAUUCUGGCUCAAUCUUUGAAUUUAAAGUUACUCAGUCUCGACUAUCAUAUAGCUGACAUGGAUUUGCAUUGUGUACAACUUGUAUUGCUUAUGUUCUGCUGUGCAUGUUCUCAAAACCAGAAGAUAAUUUGUAAAAACGCUGUAAUUGCACUUGCCAGUUGCACUUCACAACCCUCAAUAAAGUCAUGUUUGUGAA
This is a messenger RNA of Carassius carassius (crucian carp), 4459 nucleotides long. RefSeq names its product TSC22 domain family protein 1-like. NCBI's taxonomy places the organism in Eukaryota, Metazoa, Chordata, Actinopteri, Cypriniformes, Cyprinidae. The transcript has 3 exons. The record is from RefSeq and is a predicted model, not a curated record. Gene Ontology annotation, biological process: regulation of transcription by RNA polymerase II. The coding region runs from base 526 to 3405 and encodes 959 amino acids.